Mesitornis unicolor (brown roatelo) is the source of this 1711-nucleotide messenger RNA. RefSeq names its product 25-hydroxycholesterol 7-alpha-hydroxylase. Gene Ontology annotation, molecular function: oxidoreductase activity, acting on paired donors, with incorporation or reduction of molecular oxygen; heme binding; steroid hydroxylase activity. The record is from RefSeq and is a predicted model, not a curated record. The transcript has 6 exons. Bases 1 to 1425 code for a protein of 474 amino acids. Gene Ontology annotation, biological process: bile acid biosynthetic process; cholesterol homeostasis. Lineage: Eukaryota; Metazoa; Chordata; Aves; Mesitornithiformes; Mesitornithidae.
AUGCUUCAGAAGACUGGAGAGCCACCGCUAAUAAAUGGUUGGAUUCCUUACCUUGGGAAGGCUUUGAUUUUUAGAAAAGAUGCUUUCAAAUUCUUACUGGAUCAGCAAAAGAAACUUGGAGAUAUUUUCACUGUACAUAUUGCUGGUAGAUAUAUUACCUUUAUCAUGGACCCAUUUCAAUAUGUCUAUGUCAUCCGAAAUAGCAAGCAACUUGAAUUUCAUGAAUUUGCUGAUAAAAUGGCUUCCAAAACUUUUGACUACCCAGCCUUGUCGAAUGGAAAAUUCCCCGAUCUCAAGGAAAACCUGCACAGAAUCUACCAGUAUCUUCAAGGCAAGCCUUUGGAUAUAAUUUCUGACCACAUGAUGAAAAAUCUCCAGGAUAUAUUUGAAUGGAAAUGCUCACAAGCAACAGAUUGGGAAACAGAAAAAAUGUACAAAUUCUGCUGCUCUGUAAUGUUUGAAGCCAGUUUUGUAACACUGUAUGGAAGAGUUCCUGCUGCAGAUGGCCACAAAGUUAUUAGUGAAAUCAGAGACAAAUUUAUCAAGUUUGAUGCCAGCUUUCCCUAUUUAGCUGCAAACAUACCAAUUGAGUUGCUAGGAGCUACCAAGAAGGUUCGGAAGGAGCUUAUACAUCAUUUUUUACUUCAGAACAUGACAAAAUGGCUGGGAGGGUCAAAAGUGGUCCAAGCCAGACAAGAUAUAUUUGAGAAAUAUGAGCUGCUUGGAGAUUAUGACAAAGCAGCACAUCAUUUUGCCUUCCUGUGGGCCUCUGUGGGAAACACGAUUCCAGCUACAUUCUGGGCCAUGUAUUAUCUUCUGCGGCACCCAGAAGCUCUUGCAGCGGUGCGUGACGAGAUUGACCAUUUGCUGCAGUCAACAGGUCAAAAUAGAGGGCCCACAUAUAACAUCCACCUCACCAGAGAACAAUUGGACAACCUGGUCUACCUAGAAAGUGCCUUAAACGAGAGUUUACGAAUGUGCUCGUCCUCCAUGAACAUUCGGAUCAGCCAGGAGGAUUUUGUGCUCAAGCUCGAAGGGAAUCAAGGAGUCGGUUUGAGGAAAGGAGACUGGAUAGCCCUUUACCCGCAGAUUUUGCACAUGGACCCUGAGGUCUAUGAAGAUCCUAAGGAGUAUAAGUUCGAUCGAUACAUAGAGAAUGGCAAGAAGAAAACCACGUUCUACAAAGCAGGAAGAAAACUGAAGUAUUUCCUAAUGCCCUUUGGCUCUGGGAUCAGCAUGUGUCCAGGGAGGUUCCUUGCAAUGAAUGAGAUGAAGAUGUUUCUUUUCCUACUGCUGGCUCAUUUUGAUGUAGAACUAGUGGAAAACAAAGCUGUCAGACUUGAUAACAGUCGUAUGGGCCUUGGUAUACUUCUGCCAGACGUUGAUAUUGACUUUCGUUACAGGCUAAGGUCCUUAAGAAAGUGAGCAGCUGCCUAUAUGCCUUCUACUAAUCUCUUAUGUUUUUUGCUGUUUCCUCUUUCAGCUUUGUCUUUCUGGAAAUGUUUGCUUUUACCUCCUAAGUAUUUGUUUCUAAGGAGAAAAGCUCUUGAGCUAGAGGUAGAUGUCAGAUGUGGGGACAUCCAACCUCAGUUUGUCCUGCCUGAGCUGUGAGUGGUGAAUUGAGAUAAGAGUUUGGCCACGUAAAUAGCCUAAAGUCCCUACAAGAUGGACCCCAAUACUCUUGGCCAUGAGCAGAGUAGGAUUUACAGGG